CAAUAGGAACGGACUGAGAAGAACAGAGAGAGGAAUUUGGACUUUUCCCCACUCUUGUGUGCACCUGUUGUCAUGGGAGAAGAGAUGGAGCUCAGAAAUGGGAGCCUUCCUCGAGAGGAGGGGGAGACUGUUGUCAUGAUCCCAACAAGCACCACGGGGGUUGACCCCCCCACCAAGCCCCCUCCUUUGCACCUGCACGGACCCCGCAACCUGGCGAUCACGAGCAUCAUCUGUGGCUGUUCUUGUAUCGGAGUCCUCGCACUGAUCUAUGCAAUCAAGGCUAGCGAGAAGCUAAAAGCUAGUUCCCAGGUUGAAGCAGAUUACUGGGCCCGGAGGUCCCGGGUUAUGUCUUACCUAAGUAUCGUCACCUGGGUGCUUCUUCUCAUUCUGCUGCCCUUGUUAGUUAUCCUCCUUUCUUACAUCUUCUCUAAAGCAGAAUGAUGAACCCUGCAAACAUGUGACUUUGGACUACCAGGAUCACCUUCUCUUGCUGGAUUUUCUUCAGCAGGAUAUAGCCUUAAUGCGAAUUAAGCAUUACAACCCACUACGGUGCCUCUCAGUUCAGUUGGCUUUGUGGAGAUCAGAGAAGAGACACCGUGGAAAUGGAGUUGCUUCCUCUUCUA
This is a messenger RNA of Elgaria multicarinata webbii, 623 nucleotides long. RefSeq names its product transmembrane protein 265 (gene TMEM265). The transcript has 2 exons. The coding region runs from base 73 to 441 and encodes 122 amino acids. The record is from RefSeq and is a predicted model, not a curated record. Lineage: Eukaryota; Metazoa; Chordata; Lepidosauria; Squamata; Anguidae. Gene Ontology annotation, cellular component: membrane.